Messenger RNA from Carassius auratus (goldfish), 1982 nucleotides. It is a transcript of the gene tex47, whose product is annotated as testis expressed 47. The record is from RefSeq and is a predicted model, not a curated record. Lineage: Eukaryota; Metazoa; Chordata; Actinopteri; Cypriniformes; Cyprinidae. Bases 836 to 1573 code for a protein of 245 amino acids. The transcript is spliced from 8 exons.
UCUCCUGAUUUCUGAAGAUCAUGUGACACUGAAGACUGGAGGAAUGAUCUUAUUUCACAAUAUUAAUGCUUUUGCUGUAUUUUGGAUCAAAUAGAUGCAAGCUUGGUAGCAGAAGAGACUCCUCUGUUAAAAAAAAUUCAAAAUCUUACUGUUCAGAAACUUUUGACUGCUAGUGUGUAUCAUUUUAAUCUCUCGUAGCAUUUAUAUAUUGUGUGUAUUUCUGCUUUUAAAACCUUCAGUCUACUGACAUUUAUCAUGACAUCCACUUUGAACAUAACCUUGCACUUAUUAACUUGUGCAAAAAGUUUUGCUAUAUAUAUAUAAUAAUUUCUCAUUUUUAUAGCACAAGAAGGAUUUAUUAAAAUUGUUUUAUGGGUAUGUAAUGUGUGUAUAUAUAAUGUUGCAAGCAGACAGAAAAUAGAAAUAAGUACAUAAACAGCUCAAUCAGAAAUUAUCUUUGUAUUUGUGUCUUUCUUUGUUUCUCAUGGCACCAAUAUACUGCAUAAUCUACACAGAUGUCCUGUCUAUAUUCAGGAGUGUUUGACUCAGAAGUGUGCACUGUUCCCUUAAGAGCUUCAGAAGGGUGCAGGAGUGUCCAGUGCUGCUGUUGCUUAGUAACCAGUGUAAACACACACACACACACACACACACACACACUCAGGCAGUCAUGGCUUCACGGGAUCUGGACGCAGAGUUGGUCAGAUCGGAGUCUCUGUUGGUCCGGCUGAUGGACAAACACAGGACUGGCAGAAAGAGCUCUGGUCUCCUGGAGAUUGAGAUGAAGCAGGUAAACAGUGAGGGAGGUUAGUUAGCAGCAGACGGACAGAAGAGCAGCAUGGAGAGAGACACACAGAGCUCCAGGACAGAAGCAGAUCAAGAGAACGGCUCCAGUCUGUUCCACCGACGGCUGAAGCACCGCACAGAGACGAAGUUCCUGUUACACCGGCUGACUGUGAUUGGCCGUCUGUCGUGUGGAGCGGCUGACAGGAGAGCUGUGUUAGAUCACUACGAGAAGCUGAUUCUCAGUCUGCAGAGGAUCCGAGCGGGUGAAGACGUCACCGGUCUCCUGCUGCUUUACCCUCAGCACGUGCUGCUCGUCAUCGAGUGUUCGACUGAAGCUCUGCUGUCUGUCCUGCAAGACCUGCGACACAUGGAGGAGAACAGCGGUCCGAUCCUGGAGCCCCGAAUCCUGCUGGUGUCCCACGACCUUCCCAGAAGACUCUUCCAGCGCUGGAGCCACAAGCUUCUGGACGAGUCUGAGAGUCAGAGGACGCUGGUCUCAGACGAACUGAGCCCGGAGAGACUCGUGAGAGACACCCUUCAUCAGAUCCUGCGGCUCGGACGCCUCCUGCUCAACAGAACACAGCAGACCACGGGAUCUGAAGUGAUUGGGGAUGAAGUGCUGAAGGAGGCAUCGGAUGCGGUUCCUCCGCAGGCCGCAGUGACUCGUCUGCUCCAGAUGGAGACGCUGUUGAGUCCCGCGCGCUACAUCAGCACCUACCACACACCGCUACACCUGCGCCUGGACUCAGAAUCUGUGUGGCCUGCAGGGGAACAUCUUCAGAUCGUUUGAACGAUUUUAAACAUUUAAACAUUUUUUUUAAGUUUUGGUAAUGACUGAAGGCUUUAAAUGCAAUGCAUUGAAUUUUUUUUUAAUGCAUUAAUUAAUGGACUUUAUAAUGCAUUGCAUGGUUCUGAAUAAAUGAUCAUACUUAUCUAUUAAUUGUACACAGUAUAAUGCAUUAAAAUGUGACAAAUAACCAAAAGGAAUGUGCAAAUAUUAUAAUGCAUUUAACUUUACAAUUAUAUAUAAUGCAUUACAUGUACAUUAUGAAUACCUUUCAAAUGCAUUAUGCAUAAACUUAAAACUGACCUAGUUUAUUUUUAACACAUGGUCUUAUUGUGAAUGAUUCAACUAACUUUUCUUUUUAGAAGAAACAGCUUGGAAUAAAAUGCAUGUACAAAUGUAAGUCAUUAAAAAU